AGACCGGGGCUACAAUUAACAGGGGUAAGUAUUAACAAGAGAAUUUCUCGAGAACUAAACAAGUUAAACCUACACCACGUGGUUCAAAACGCCAUCUAGAUCACGCCACAUGACUCGGCAUUGCCCAGUUGUGCUCCACGCGUCCUGCAAGACGCAUGUGUACUGUAUCAAUUUAUUACGCAGAAUGAGAACGUAUAAACGAAAAACUAUUCGAGGAACCAAAUCCUUAGAAGUCUACGAGUUGGCUGCAAUGGAAGUGAUAGAAAGAAAUAGAAAGUAUAGAGAAGUAGCGAAAGAGUUUGAGCUCUGUCACGUUUCACUCUACAACUUCGUGAAAAAAAAGAAAUCGGGUGCACAAGCAGUAGUAGGUUACCAGAAAACCCGCUUAGUCUUCAAUGCUGCACAAGAAGAAAUUAUUGCAGAAUAUUUGUUGAAGUGCUCCAAUAUUUAUUUCGGAUUACUACCCGAAGACGUAAGGCGAUUAGCAUAUCAAUGUGCUAAAUUUUACGAUGUUGAUAAGGUACCAGAGUCCUGGCAUGUUAACCAGAUGGCCGGUAAUGAUUGGUUCACUAAUUUCAUGAAGAGAAAUCCUAAGUUGGCAAUACGAAGCCCUGAAGCCACCAGUUUGAGCAGAGCGACUUCAUUUAAUAGAACUAACGUUCAAAAUUUCUUCGAGAAAUACAGAAGCGUACUAGAAAGAUACAGCUUCCCACCAUCUCGAAUUUGGAACGUUGACGAAACAGGUAUCACAACCGUGCAGAAGCCGAAGAAGAUUGUUGCUGGCAAAGGCACAAAGCAGGUCGGUGCGGUAACAUCUGCUGAAAGAGGUGUACUAGUUACACUUGUAGUAGCAACAAAUGCUAUUGGCAAUGCCAUACCUUGUAUGUUUGUCUUUCCUCGUAUUCGUUACAAUGACAUAUUUGUUAGAAAUGGACCACCAGAAUGCAUAGGAGUUGGUAAUCAAUCGGGCUGGAUGACUCAAAAAGAGUUUGUGAAAUUCAUUGAUCAUUUUAUUCAUCAUGUGAAGCCGUCAAAAGAAGACCCUGUCUUACUCUUACUAGACAACCACAGCUCACAUGUGAAUGUAGAAGUAGUUAACAAAGCCAAGGAAAAUAAUAUAAUUCUAUUGUCAUUCCCACCUCAUUGCUCCCAUCGCCUAUAG
This is a messenger RNA of Harmonia axyridis, 1162 nucleotides long. RefSeq lists its product as uncharacterized. The transcript is spliced from 3 exons. Gene Ontology annotation, molecular function: DNA binding. Lineage: Eukaryota; Metazoa; Arthropoda; Insecta; Coleoptera; Coccinellidae. The coding region runs from base 110 to 1162 and encodes 350 amino acids. The record is from RefSeq and is a predicted model, not a curated record. Gene Ontology annotation, cellular component: nucleus.